Molecule: messenger RNA, 266 nt
Organism: Staurois parvus
Lineage: Eukaryota; Metazoa; Chordata; Amphibia; Anura; Ranidae
Source: the annotation of a GenBank genome assembly
UGCGCCUAUAUCUCUUAUACUAUGGGUAGCCAUGUUGGUGCAUAUGCAGCAUCACGGUCCAGGAUACUUCAUACAGAAGUGACCAGGGGCGGACUGACAACUCAUGGGGCCCCUGGGCAAUAGGGGAUCAUGGGGCCCCUGUGUCCUUGGCCAAAUUAAAAAAAAGCCUAAAAAAAGGUACCAGGGGCAUCUCAUGGGGCCCCCUACUGACCCCGGGCCCUCGGGCAGUGCCCGAGUUUCCAAAUGAUCAGUCCGCCCCUGGAAGU